AUGAGUAUGUUUGGAGCGGUGAAGCCACCCGACCAACCGGAUGCGGUCGUGCAAAACACCCAGACCGAUGGCAUCUCGGCGCUGGCGUGGUCACCCGCCGCGGACCUGCUCGCCGUCGGGUCCUGGUCGAACCAAGUGCGCAUCUUCGAGGUCGGACCCAACGGGCAGAACCAAGGGAGGUCCCAGUACACCCACGAAGGGCCCGUGCUCGACGUCGCGUGGAGUAAGGACGGCACCAAGAUCGUCUCCGGGGGAGCCGACAGCGCGGGUCGGGUCUAUGACUUGGCCACCGGUCAGACCACCCAGUUCGCGGCCCACGACGCCCCAAUACGAUGCGUCAAGUGGCUCGACAUACCCGGCUCACCGAUGGUCGUCACCGGGUCCUGGGACAAGGUUCGUUGGCUCUCCACUGCAGCCGCACCCCCGCGUUGGCUCUCGACGGGAUCAGCUAACUCACCUCCCAUCUUGUGCGACGCCGCGCGCAGACAUUGCGGUAUUGGGAUAUGCGACAACCCACGCCAGCGGCGCAGGUGCAACUACCAGAGCGAUGUUACAGUCAGUCGAGCACUCGGUGAUUGGUGCGCGAGCACACUCGAGCUGAUUCAUCCUCGGACCCCUGUCUUUGUGCUACCUGACCGACGCUUCUUCACCUAGCCCUGGACGUGACAUAUCCGCUCAUGGUCGUCGGAACGGCUGAACGACACUGCCUCAUCUUCAACCUCAGUGCGUUCCCGGUCUCUAGGCUUUUUGUUUUCAAAGGCUCCCCUGAGCGUGGAAACCCCGACUCUCUCCCUUCGACCUACCAGACCAACCCACAACACCCUUCAAAACAAUGACCUCGCCGUUGAAGAUGCAGACGAGAUCCUUGGCGACUUUCCCCGACGGUGACGGGUACGCGAUCACGAGUGUCGAGGGCCGUGUCGCGAUUCAGUACGUCGACGACGCCAAGAGCUCCAACAACUUUUCCUUCAAAUGCCACCGAGCCGAUAUUUCGGUACGUCGCCAAAUACGGUAUGGAGGGGAAACCCGGGAUAGGAUGGUGUAUACUGAAAUGAUCGCCGUCAAAUCUUCGUUCGACGCAGAAAACGCCCGGGUUCAAAACGGGCAGUCAGUCGGUCUACGCGAUAAACGAAAUCUCGUUCCAUCCCCUCGGAACAUUCUCCACAGCAGGUUCUGACGGGGUGAUCAAGUGCGUCCUAUGAUGACGUCAUCAUGUGCAGUCUUUUGUCCUGGGUGCUGAGCGUGCUCCUUUGUUCACAGCAUGUGGGAUCAUACCUCGAGGACGCGCCUAAAGACGUGGACCUUGAACGAGGGCUCGGUCACAGCGACCGACUUUAGUCGGACGGGGCAGUACUUGGCUUGUACGUGCAUGCUACACUACUUACCAGCCUUCCGAUCAUGCUCGCUGAACGGGAUGCUUUCAAUACUUGGCAGAUGCAAUUUCUUACGACUGGUUCGUCACGACUUGCGCUUCGCAGCUCUUGCUGCCGGCCGGAGACCCCGGAGACCGUAUGCUCUACCGACAUCUGACGGACUCUUCUUCAUCCCAUUGCUCUGCAGGUCGAAAGGUCACAACGGAAACGGUGAGUUGUCCUAAUCCGGAAUCUCGAUUUCACGAGACUUUAGUCUCGGUCUCGGAAGGAAAAUCUGUUGUGCUGACCCCCCCCCCGAGCUAUUCCUUCGUCCAGUGCCGAACCAUCCCAACAAAGUCUGCAUCCACACCUGCACCGAGGAGGAGGUCAAGAAGCGUCCUAAAAAGUAG
This is a messenger RNA of Microbotryum saponariae, 1762 nucleotides long. The record is from the annotation of a GenBank genome assembly. Lineage: Eukaryota; Fungi; Basidiomycota; Microbotryomycetes; Microbotryales; Microbotryaceae.